AUGGUACAGACAGAGAAGGGUUCUUAUACUCCCGUUAACCCCUCCUCGAGCUCAGUGGCCAAACCCAAGCGACAGAGAAACAGAACACCCAAGAGUUGCAUACAAUGUUCAAAACGAAAGAUUUUUUGUUCCAAAGAGAGACCGGCAUGUAGCAACUGUAUCAAAUACUCAGUGGGGCACCUUUGCUCGUAUGCUUUACCACCAUGGGCAGAUGCUUCUGCGAAUAACAACAACAACAGCAACAACAACAGCAGCAGCAGCAGUGCCAAACCUAACGAUACAAAACUGAAUUCACCCCGCUGUUCCCUAAUAGAACUGCCGCUUUCACCAACACGAAUACAACAAACUGAUGAAUACCGACAGUUGAAACAAAGUAAUGAAAAGAUAAUACAAUCGCAACGGAAGGAAAUUGAUGAUUUGAAGCGUCAGUUAUCUGUUCAACAACAACUUUCACCAAGAGAUACUACAACAAAACAACAGCAACAACUGAUGUCAAAUCUGGGUAAUAUCCCAAUCACAGUGUUGAACAAGAUAAGCCCGUUGGCUAAUACCUACAACAAUAGCAAAAUCGAAAUGUUGAAUGAUUAUACCCUUUGCACUAUAGAUAAUUCACCACUGGGCAAUAAAAACAUAUACGUGGACACUUACUCCUGGAUCAAUAUCAUCAAACUAGAUCCUCAAUUGACCACGCUUUGGUUCCGAAUAACAAAUCUACAAAAAAUGUAUCACGUAUAUAAAAUGAACAUGUUAAAGAGAGGGCAAUCUACUGACAACGUCAUCAAGAAAGUGGCCAAAAAGUCAAAUUACAAGAUUAAUGAGAUUGAUUUUACAUAUUCCCUACAACCUACCACUCCCAGUGAUUCAAACAAAGAGCAAAGACAACAACAACAACAACCUUUGAGAUGCCCAGUAGUUGAAUGCGAUUUCAAUUUUAUGUCUGAAGAACAGCAAUUUACAACACCAAGUCCCAUGAGAUCGGUUUCCGUGUCGCCCGCAGUAAAACUAGAACGAUCAGCUACGAUUAUUGAAAAAUCUACAACUUCUGAACUACAACAAAAACUAAUAGGUCUUUGGGAGUCAUUAAUAAGUUUACCCAGGGGUGAAUCAAAAUUGAAUAUUCAACAAAUACAUUUCCUAUUGGACUAUUAUUACAAAAGUGAUAUUGAAAGUAAGGAUAUUCUAUCUUUUUAUAGAUUUGACAUACAAGCUGUCUUCAAGAAAACUGCAAACGAUGAAGUUGUGCUAAAUUUGCCCCAAAAUGCUGGCGGUCAUGAAUUCGAGGCACAAUUGAAAUCAUGUGGAAUCUUUCUAUGUAUGUUGGUGUUGAUCGUGGAGGAGUCCUUAUCUGAAUUGAGAGUCAUUUUCAAAGAAGCAACAAAUAAGGAUUUGUGUGAACAAUUUGAAGAUACUUUUCCUAACGAAGUUAUGUUGUUAAGUCUUGGUCCUCGUCAAUCCAACUUGCUUCAUAAUGUACAAGAGUUUCUUGUUCAUUUCGAGAAUGAAGAUUACAAUAGAUCGUUAUCAUAUUGUGCAGUGGUUAUUGUUCUACUAAAUAGGGAAAUUGAUGAUUACAAGAAACCCGGAUCGAGCAUCACUGAUACCAAAAAUUCCUUCACUUCGUUAUACACGGCUUUCCUCCAUUUAUUGCUUGAUGGAUCAUUGGAAAUUUGGAAAGACCCAGAAUUGGUAGAAAUUAGAUCUCAAUACAAAAAACGAAGAAAAGACAUGAAGUUACAUUUUUGUCACCUUUGGGCCAGUAUUGUUAGAUUAACCAAUUUGGUUACUUUGAACUUUGUUCCUUUGGUGAAACAUUCGGAAUAUUUAGAUGGGUUAUUGAGACGUAUAUACCGCAAGAUUGAAGAAGUUGACCUGUUGCAAUAUCAUUUAAAAUUUUUAUCCAAAUUGUCUGAAGAUCAGCUAAUUGUUUCUUUGCAUGUUCAUUACCUAAUUGCCAAUGUAUCCUGCUCACUAUAUCACGGAAUCUUAAACUUGGGAUCAAAUAAAUUAAUAAUCAGCACUUUGGAACAAUUGAUAAAACAAUGUCAGACUUGGAUAACUGAUGUUGGCGUUCAACGAUUUAGCGAAGCCCGCAAGUUCGAAAUUUUAAUCAUUCUUGAUUACUUGUCAUAUUUCAUGAUUUAUCUCAUCAUGUUACAAGGUGAAGAAUUGGGUGAUGCUACAAUGAUUAACAAUGUUGUACCAAACAUUUUCACAAAAUUAUCGCAACUUAUUCAACUGUUGCGUGUAACACCAAAACGCCAUGCUCAGUACCUUUACUCAAUCGGAACAGAAGUGUUAACUAGACUGGUUCAAUUUGUUGUGGGACUUCUCACUAGAUUCAAAAAUGAAUCGCGCGACGCCAAUUUGUUGAAAGAAGGUUGCACAGCAAUUAUGACAAAUAAGGGACUUCUUUCACCUACAGAAUGCAUGGAUGAUCUUACGGCCGAAAUUGAACAAAUUAUCACCUUUUUAGAAUCGGUAUUGAUAAAUAAGGAACGAUUAACAAAGCUCAUAAAGUUGUGGAAAUUUUACAUUACAUUGAGCAAAGAUUUGAACUAUUCCAAGCUUCAUGCUGGAUUACCCAGCUUCAAUAAUGGAAACGCUUCUGCUUGUCCUGUAUUAGCUGAUGGUGAUGCACAAUCAGCCGUAGCUGCAGCUUCAUGUCCUGUACAGAACACAGGCAAAGUCAACGCAGCAGCAUCUGGUUGUCCCGUAAUGCACAAUAAAGGUAGUACUGCAUCUGUGCUGUCCGACCUGAUGACAUCACCCACUUCACAAUCAGUAAAGAGAGAAGUAUCCAAAUGUCCAAUAUCACUGAUCACGACACCGAUGAAUGAUGAAGAAAUUAAAGUAAGUCAAUUACCUCCGCCUUUACAAGCAGCAAGUCACAAAUCACCUCAACAACAACAAUUACAAUCGCCAAUGAAUAAAAAGAUGAAAAAAUGUCCAUUUGAUCAUGGAUCGAUGAUGAAGCUGAACUUAUAUCCUAAUCAAGUAGAAUCAAGUAUAAGAGGAAGCUUUGAUGCCUUCAAGACGCAUACACCAAGUCCAUUGAGUGGUAGUGGUUAUUCUGCAAAUACACCAGCUCCAAUACCGCCGCAGUUGCAAUCAGUCAAUAUAACGUCGUCUGGUGAAGACUCUAUGAAGUUUGCAACAGCAAGAACUGGUGGUAACGACGUAAUGGGUAAUGCCCCAUCUUCCCAACUAGUGGCUUCACCGGGUUCUAGUUGUCCUGUCCUGGGUGCUCAACAGCCUGUACCACAGCUGCAAGCAUUACAACCACAGCCACUGUUUAUGGGUGGAUUAGAAAACUUAGAUGUUUUGAACCAAUUUCACGAUUUUGAUUUUGAUUUCCUAAAUCUGGAGAGCAUUUUCGAACAUUUUGGUGGAACUACUAGUGGUACAAGUGGCAAUGGAGCUAACGGAGAUUUGGAUUUGGGGUUGAAUAACCUUGGAAAUGGUAAUAUUGAGGGAUUUUUUCAAUAA
This is a messenger RNA of Lodderomyces orthopsilosis Co 90-125, 3486 nucleotides long. RefSeq names its product Zcf20p (gene ZCF20). The record is from RefSeq and is a predicted model, not a curated record. Bases 1 to 3486 code for a protein of 1161 amino acids. The transcript has a single exon. Gene Ontology annotation, biological process: regulation of DNA-templated transcription. NCBI's taxonomy places the organism in Eukaryota, Fungi, Ascomycota, Pichiomycetes, Serinales, Debaryomycetaceae. Gene Ontology annotation, molecular function: zinc ion binding; DNA-binding transcription factor activity, RNA polymerase II-specific.